UCGAAUCAGGUCCUGUCCGAAUGACCCCACUUCCUCUGUCCGUCGCUCCUGCGGCUCACACAUGUCAAGCUCCUCCGUCGCCGUGCCAUCACGCCUGAAUGUAUCUCUUUGUAGGUCUUCGUAGGUCUGCGGAGGUCUGCCACGUCUCUUGCCUUCGUCCGCACGCCCGCUAUACCUCGUGGAGUUGACAUGAAGCCCGAGUCGACUUGCAUAGGGCCCCUGUCGGUACGUUUGCACAUUGACGUCGCUGUCGCAACCCGUCUGAUACCCCGUGACACCUCUGCAGUGCGCUCUUCUGGAUGUGAACCAUGGUGCUUGCCCUGGAGUACUUAUGCGUCUCGUCGCUGCCCAGGAUCUUCCGACUUCCGCCUUUCCUCUCUGGCACAAGCUGGCCCCGUGUCCCUGUCCUUGUCGUGGUCCUGCUUCCAGUACUCGCUAGGGCCUGGUACUCCGUCCUUCGCUGCCUACAACUUUCGCCGCGUGCUCUGCCUGUCGGAUCACGGAGGCAUCUACUUCGAGUCUUUCAAGUCGUGGUUCCUUUGCUCGGUGUCGCUAAGCCUCCGGUGUUCGCAGAUCCGCGUAUGGUCAACUACAUGUGGCGCGUCCAGUCUCCCUCAUCCCUCGACCCUGAGCUAGCUCAUCGCCAAACAAGACCAGUUGCUGGAAACCCGCUGAUGCUUGGAUACACGGCGCUUGUCGUAGUGAUUCUGCCCGUGAGUCCUACCUCCGCUUCGGCACCUGGACGGUCGCCUUUCCUCUGCUUUGUGAUCCUGCAAACGCGGGUGGUUGCCUACCAUUGCUCCAUCCAGAUCCCGGAACAGGCCAUAUACGAGACUCCACGUGAACUGCUUGACCAUCCUGCCCUGCAACGUUGAUAUGCUCCCGUGCGACCCCGUCCUGUAGCAUGGGCACUCGUGUCCACUCGCUUGCACGCCCUUCUCUCGCGCGCAUGUCUUCAU
Molecule: messenger RNA, 959 nt
Organism: Fomitopsis serialis
Lineage: Eukaryota; Fungi; Basidiomycota; Agaricomycetes; Polyporales; Fomitopsidaceae
Exons: 2
Coding region: 309-875 (188 amino acids)
Source: RefSeq, a predicted model, not a curated record